This is a messenger RNA of Drosophila innubila, 715 nucleotides long. RefSeq lists its product as uncharacterized. Bases 191 to 607 code for a protein of 138 amino acids. The record is from RefSeq and is a predicted model, not a curated record. The transcript is spliced from 4 exons. NCBI's taxonomy places the organism in Eukaryota, Metazoa, Arthropoda, Insecta, Diptera, Drosophilidae.
AGAAAGUCUUACUAUGUAUUUAUUGUCAGUAUUUAAUGAGUUUACUUGAAAUAUUUGUAUUAUAUAAAUAAACACGCACACAUUGUUAAUCCACAGAUAUAGUCCAAAUUGGUAGAAGAAGAAGAAAAAUUUAGAAGAUAUUGAAACAAGUUUUUACCAAGUGAAAAUUCGUACUUUCGCAGCAGGAAAAAUGAUUUAUUUACAAUGGUUUUGUUUCUGUGUUGAUUUGCGUCUAGGGACUUUUAUUGUAGCUAUAUCGGAAAUAAUAAUUGAUCUGAUAGCUGGCGGCUUUAUAGCGUUUUUUGGCGAAGCGGGUGCACCCGAUCUAUGCCACAAGUUGUUUUGUAUAUUCAUGGUAAUGCAUUUGAUAAGUGCAGUAUUAUUAUUUCUAGGCACUCUAUGGCUACGUCCAAACUGUAUGCUCUAUUAUAUACUGUUAACAUUGAUCAAAGUAUUGGCAAUGGUCAUUUUGGUAAUAUCAGACGUAAUUCUUCUCAUAUGGGCUCCAGUUAUAGCAUUCUAUGUUAUUAUGUUUGUUCUAGGUAUAUAUUUCUGGCUGGUCGUCUAUUCGUUUUAUGCAGCACUCGGGGGUGAUUUGUUUAUCUGAAGAACUACCAUAUUUCUGUAAAUUCUAAUCUCUCUAUGUCAUUAUUUGAAUUGUCUUCGCCUUAUCAAUCAUGAUAAAUAUAUACUAUAAAUAUACGAAAAAAACAAA